This is a messenger RNA of Arabidopsis lyrata subsp. lyrata, 1937 nucleotides long. Its product is annotated as transcription factor MYB104. The transcript has 7 exons. Lineage: Eukaryota; Viridiplantae; Streptophyta; Magnoliopsida; Brassicales; Brassicaceae. The record is from RefSeq and is a predicted model, not a curated record. Bases 463 to 1698 code for a protein of 411 amino acids.
GGUCGAGUUCAUCUCUUCCGAUAUUGUAGGGAUCGUUUUUGAUCAGCACAUUUUUUCGAUAUUUUCAACCCUAAUAUAUAUAGCCCCAAUAAUACUCAGUUUCUCUAUCAAAUUUUGAGACUUUUGGUGAAUUUUUAUAAACCUUUUUUAUUUUUUUUGCUCCUCUUCAGAAUUUUUGUAACUUUUUAGGCAACUCAUUAUCGGAAUUUUCACUUGUUUAGGCUUUGACGUUCUCCUCUGUUAUUAUUAGCUCUAUAUCACUGAUUAGGGAGAUUUAUGGGUUGAUCUAUAACUUGAGAAUCCUCUCGAUCAUACAAAUACAACGCCGUUGAUCGCUCGGAAUUGGCUCGGUGAAUUAAUUGAUGUUCGAAGACGUCUAUAAUCAUUUCCUAUAUACCACGACUGCCCGCGACUUGCAAACCUUCUCCAACGUUGGUUUACGUCAGAUGAAGCAAACACAAGAUGGGGAAAGUUCGCCACGAUUCAGGAUCAGACGAUGAAACUUCAAUAGAUAAAUCUUUUACUAAAGGUCCUUGGACACAAGCAGAGGACAACCUUUUGAUAGCUUAUGUUGAUAAACAUGGUGAUGGAAACUGGAACGCUGUUCAAAAACAUUCAGGCCUUUCUCGUUGUGGUAAAAGUUGUCGCCUUCGUUGGGUGAAUCAUCUGAGACCGGAUUUGAAAAAAGGCGCUUUUACAGAGAAAGAAGAGAAACGUGUUAUCGAACUUCAUGCUUUGUUAGGAAACAAAUGGGCACGAAUGGCUGCAGAACUGCCGGGACGAACAGAUAAUGAGAUCAAGAACUUUUGGAAUACAAGACUUAAGAGAUUACAACGACUUGGUUUACCGGUUUACCCCGAUGAAGUUCGAGAGCAAGCGAUGAAUGCAGCGACACAAUCUGGUCUAAACACUGAUUCUUUGGAUGGUCAUCAUAGUCAAGACUCUUUGGAGGCAGAUUGUGUUGAGAUCCCUGAAUUGGAUUUCCAGCAUUUACCGCUUAAUCAAUGUUCUUCAUACUACCAGUCGAUGCUUCGCAAUGUUCCUCCCACUGGCGUCUUUGUGAGACAAAGACCGUAUUUCUUUCAGCCGAAUAUGUAUAACUUGAUAACAACACCUCCUUACAUGUCUACCGGCAAACGUUCUAGAGAACCAGAAACCGCAUUUCCGGGUGGAUAUGGAAUGAACGAGCAAAGCCCUCCGCUUUGGAACUAUCCUUUUGUUGAGAACAUUUCAGAACAGUUACCGGAUAGUCAUUUGUUUGGCAAUGCUACUUAUUCUUCUUCUCCUGAACCUCUUAUUCAAGGGGUGGAGAAGUUGGAGCUCCCUUCUUUCCAAUAUCUUGAAGAGCCUGGCGGUUGGGGAGCAGAACAAUCUGACCAAAUGCCGGAACAUCAUGAGUCAGAUAACACUUUGGUCCAAUCUCCUCUGACAGAUCAUACACCAUCAGAUUGUCCAUCAUCACUCUAUGAUGGAUUGUUGGAAUCAGUUGUAUAUGGAUCAUCAGGUGAAAAACCGGCAACCGAUACCGACUCAGAGUCUUCACUUUUUCAGUCCUCUCUACUUGGUCACACCGAGUUUACACCAGCCAAUGAAAACAGAACAGAUUUAGGUUCAACUUCUUCAAAUGAGGGACGCAUAUCCUUUGAUGGUGAUUGGAUAAGCCUACUUCUCGGUGAGGAUAGAUAUAGCACCAAGUAGAAGAGGUUUCUUUGGAAGGCAUAAUUUAUAAAGUGCUGAUAUCUCUCGUUUGCAUAAUUAAUUUCUUAUUAUGCGUUGAGUAGAUUAGUCAUGUCUUUAGAUAUAUCAGUACUCUAGCUACCAAAAAUAACUAGCAAAUAGGUUUUUUUUUUAUAAGCAACGCAUCAUUGUAGUCGCGGGAUUUUAUAAGUAAGUAUACUCAACUAAUGAGAUGGUGAAAUAAUGUAAGAGUUUAUGUA